CACCUUAAACACCUUUAAAUUAAUCAUUGAAAAUAUUUAUCAAUUGCAAUGGAGCAGAGUCAACCACCGCCAACAACGCCGGUGCCGGCGCCGGCGACACCCAUUUCGCAGCCAGCUGAACCAAUUCCGGCAACAUCUCCAGCUCUGCCACCUCCUUCCUCUGCCCCAAUAAGUCAACUUCCUUCUACAACAACCACUACAUCAGUAGCAUCACAACCACUAAACCUAAACCCUACCACCACCACCACCACCUCAGCUACUAAAACCACUACUACUACCACUACCAGUUCAGGUACUAAAACCAUCACCACUACCACCACUACCAUCAGCCCUGGCGGUACCAUCACUGCCGCUGCCGUGCAGCAGCAAAACCCUUCAGCAGCCACUUCACAACAAAAUGCUCAAAUAAGACAACCCUUUGGCCGGCCAUGGCAACAGCCUUCACCUUUUCAACACUUUUCGUUACCUCCUCCACCUCCACCACCACCACCUCACUCGUCGUCAUCAUCUUCUUCGGUUUCGUCUUCUUCAGUUUCUAUGCAAAAUCAAAACCCUAGAGGUGGUAUGGCUAUGGGAGUACCUGCUCAUCACCCUAGUAGCUCUUUCUCUUCAUUGACGACGCCUUCUUAUGGACAGCAAUUUGGUGGUUUAGGUCGCAAUUUGCCUGAUUCUACGCCACCCACCUCAACUACCUCACAGGUGAGGCAGCCUAUACAAGGAAUGCAUGGGAUGGGAAUGAUGGGAUCACUUGGUUCAACUUCACCAAUGCGCCCCGCAGGGAUUUCUCCUCAGCAACUGAGACCUGUCUCCUCUGCAAUCAGACCUCAGACGAGCAUCGGUAGUCAGUCUGCUGCUACACAGAAUUUUCAAGGACAUAGCAUGUUGAGAGUUCAGUCAGUCGGAUUUCCGCCAUCCCAAUCACAUACUACUACCUCUCAAAGUCCAAAGACACAGACUCAGCCAUGGUUAUCUUCAGGAGCACCGGGGAAGCCCCCUUUGCCGACACCAUCAUUGAGACCUCAAAUUAAUCCUCAGUCUUUGCAUCAAAGGUCCCAUAUUCUUGCAGCGCAUCAGCAUACUGUUACUACUUCAUCCUCUGCCCAACAGUCACAGCCUUCAACCUCAAGUCAGUCCCAAGAUCAUUUGGGGCAACAGAUGCCUCCAUCCAGGAUUCAACAAUCAUUAUCUAAUCAAGCACUUGGCCGGGGUCAGGGUUUAGGAAUCCAGAGACCUUCAUCACAUGCAUUGAUGCAACCCACUGCAGUCCAGCCAGGGCUACCUAGUAAGGCUGCUACCACUUUAGAGAUGGGAGAUCCUUGUACUAGGAUUCUAAGCAAGAGAAGCAUCCAAGAGAUUGUGACCCAGAUUGAUCCAUCAGAGAAAUUGGAUGCUGAAGUUGAAGACAUCCUCGUUGAUAUAGCAGAGGAAUUUGUGGAAUCUAUUACCACAUUUGGCUGUUCAUUGGCCAAGCAUCGGAAAUCCAAUACAUUGGAAGCAAAGGACAUCCUUCUGCAUCUUGAAAGGAAUUGGAAUAUGACUCUCCCAGGUUUUGGUGGGGAUGAGAUCAGAGCCUACAAGAAGCCAUUAACCAGUGACAUCCACAAAGAGAGAAUUGCAGCGAUAAAGAAAUCGACUCUCGUAGCCGAGAUGACAAAUGCAAAGGGCCCAACACAGACUGGUGGGAAUAUGAAAAGCCAUUUAGCAAAAAAUGCAGCUAAUAUUAUGGGUUCCCCUAAUGCCAAGACAUGAAAGCUUGUGCAUUAAAACAAAAGGCA
Molecule: messenger RNA, 1775 nt
Organism: Solanum lycopersicum (tomato)
Lineage: Eukaryota; Viridiplantae; Streptophyta; Magnoliopsida; Solanales; Solanaceae
Product: transcription initiation factor TFIID subunit 12
Biological process (GO): RNA polymerase II preinitiation complex assembly; DNA-templated transcription initiation
Cellular component (GO): SLIK (SAGA-like) complex; transcription factor TFIID complex; SAGA complex
Molecular function (GO): TBP-class protein binding; DNA binding; protein heterodimerization activity
Source: RefSeq, a predicted model, not a curated record